GCGUUCUAUAAUAUAUAUAUAUUAUCUUUAACAUGCAGCCUCGGAUCAAAUUUGUGUCCUCUUAAAAGUAGGCCUUGUUCCAUAGACAGAAUUCUGUAUAAAACCUAGACGAAAGUAAGCGUUACACCAACACUACUGGAAGAACUGAGCAGAUAUCUCAAAUACAGAAAUAAACCGGCAUCAUGAACAUCGUUGUGGUUUUGACGUGCAUUGUGGGCGUGUCCCUGGCUGCUCCAACCUCUGACCCUUGUGCCGACAUGCUAAAGACAACGCAAAAGUGUUUCACUGACAAUGGCAUUCCUUCGGAAGAGGUAAAUGCCAUGAUCAAGGCUGUUUCAAUCGGCAACAUGGCAGGAAUGAACUUCACCAACUACUGUGGCGACAGAAAAGAUGCCUUCCUGAAUGCCAGUAAAUGUGUUAGGGACGCUGUAAAUACGUGUUCUCCAAACAGUUAUGAUGUUUCUUUAAAUUUCGAUUACUCGAAAUACAUGGAUGCACUGUGUACUGACAAAAACAUCAAACUUGAAUGCGUGUCACAUUCAGGAUUCAUAGAUGCAUUUUCCAAAUGUAUCAAGGACGAAGCUGCUCGACAAUUCAAUUCGACCACGGUGAGUGUAUGUGAUCAAGGAAAAAUCUCUUUGUCUUGCGUAAAGACAGUAGUGGGGGCGUGCGACGAGCAUACUGGUGAAUUCUACCAUGAUUUUAUGCAGCCCACAGUGGAACAAGCGUGCAAAGGGAAUACUGUUCUUGGCUAGAUUUGACAGCGUGCGUGGAAGGAUCUGAGCACCUAAACUGUGAAGGGAACUAACAACAGACUUUGGCAUAAUGAAUUUACCCAGUCGAAAUCAUUGAGGACGUGCAUUCUGGUUAUUCGAACGCUUGAAGACGCCCUAUUUUGAAGAAUUAUAAAAAGAACAACUUAGCUGUUCACACAUAUUAGAGGUUUUUUUUCAGUUCAGAUUUCUCUGUUUGAAACUUGAAUGCUCAAAUCCGUGUUACUAGUUUGUGUAAAUUAGGUUUGAAAUGUGCCAUGAUAUUGAGUCCGCUACGCCUUGCAAACUUUUAAAAACAUUUUUUCGGGGUCAAGGGCCGGUUUUCAUACUUUAAAUGUGUACCAACUGCCAAAUAUCAUUAAAAAAAUCUUAAUGGGAGUUUUGUUUCGCAAGAAGAGAUUCGUUUUGAAUUUGGGAAUCCAAUCAAUUUAGUUUGGGUUAUUCUGAGCAUGCAAAAAAAAGUAUACAUAAUAUUUGCAGACAAUUAUAAUGUUCAACGAUUACUCGUCUAAAGUAAUCACUACUGUUCAUUAUUUUCUUUAUUCACGCCGUCUCUCCCUAAAAAAUCUGCCUCUACUUUGGAAAGUCGGGCCUUACAUUGAAUAACAUGACUUCAUGACUUCAUGACUUCAUGACUUCAUGACUUCAUGACUUCAUGAGUUUCAUUCGAAACUUACAGUUUACAAAACAAAUUUUUGAUAUUGAAAGAGUGGUGUAUGUUGUGAACCAACACAAAAUAGGAAACAGAUAGGAAAAUAAUCAUGCUGUUUGUUGUCCCUUGCAGUUUGUUCUGCUCUCCUUGUGUCUAAUGAAAUUGAACGGAAAGAUAAAAUACUUGUAUUAAAAACCAAAACAUUCGGAAUAACAUCUAGAAAAUGAAAGAAAAAUUGUUUAAGAAAUAAACGUACAAAUUGUAAAAAUAUGAAAA
Molecule: messenger RNA, 1701 nt
Organism: Aplysia californica (California sea hare)
Lineage: Eukaryota; Metazoa; Mollusca; Gastropoda; Aplysiida; Aplysiidae
Exons: 5
Coding region: 183-755 (190 amino acids)
Source: RefSeq, a predicted model, not a curated record